AAGGAAAUGUUUGAAUCAUCAUAAUGAGUAAUUCAGAAUUAUGUCAUAAAACCCCGGAAUACAUGUUCCUUGCUAAAAUUUGGUUUAAGAUGACUCUAAAGGAACAUCGAAAUGAAGAAGAUUUAAAAACCAAAUUUCUGGACAUGGUAACGCAAGGAAAUAUGACGAAAUAUUACGAGAACGCGUGCAAAGAAUUUGAUUGGAAAAUUGAUGAUGAAUUGCUCGACACGAUGAAGAAAGCAAAUGAGGUGACUUGGCAAGAACUGCGGUUACCCGAUAGUUCAGGUGUUGAGGAUUCUGAAAAACAAAGUUGGAGGAAAGAGUUAGAGUUUUUCUGUCAAAUCGGUGAUCUUGAACGUGCUGCGGACACUGCUAAUCAAAUUCUGAAAGACGAAAGUAAUUCGUUCAGUGCCAGAGUCGAAGCUGCGUUUGGUUUGUUCAGAAUAGCGUACAUAAAGAACGACGUUGGUCAGAUGGGAAAAAUGAUCGCGCAACUAACACAUUUCAUGGAAGGAUCCUAUACGUGUGGCAGCGACUGGUGUAGUCGUAACAAACUAAAAGUGUACGAAGCUGUCUACUGUCUCGCAACACGGAACUUUUCACGGACUGCGUCGCUCUUGCUGGACUGCAUUCCCACCUUUGAAUCCUAUGAAUUAUUACCAUUCAAAGAUGUCGUUGAAUACACUAUUUUAUCCGGAAUUAUUUCUUUCUCGCGAUCAGAUUUCGAAUCUCAUUUCAAUAACAAUGGACUCUUGCAACAGGCGUUACUUACGGAAUCUCCUAGAUACAGAGAAUUUUUUUAUUUCCUGUAUGAUUGUCAUUACGGGGAAUUCUUUCGAAGUCUUGCCUGGAUAGAGUCUGAACUUAGAGCCAAUCCUUUAUUUCAUCCCCACUGUCGUUAUUUCAUGAGAGAGAUGCGUUUGAGGGCAUACUCUCAGUUGCUGCAAGCAUAUCGGACUAUUAACUUGAGCACAAUAGCGGCAGAAUUUGGUGUGACGGAGGAAUACGUAGAACAAGAAAUAGCAGGUUUCAUUGUUAGCGUAAAGGACAAGCACCUAAUGCUUCGUGCGAUCGAGGACUGAUGUAUCAAAACAUAAUAAAAAGAGGCGACACGAUAUUUAACCGAUUGAAAAAACUUGGUCAAGUUAUCAACUUCUAACAAGAAA
Molecule: messenger RNA, 1166 nt
Organism: Megachile rotundata (alfalfa leafcutting bee)
Lineage: Eukaryota; Metazoa; Arthropoda; Insecta; Hymenoptera; Megachilidae
Product: 26S proteasome non-ATPase regulatory subunit 6
Molecular function (GO): nucleic acid binding; 3'-5'-RNA exonuclease activity
Source: RefSeq, a predicted model, not a curated record